Messenger RNA from Fomitopsis serialis, 1964 nucleotides. RefSeq lists its product as uncharacterized. Gene Ontology annotation, biological process: mRNA processing. Gene Ontology annotation, cellular component: nucleus. The record is from RefSeq and is a predicted model, not a curated record. Gene Ontology annotation, molecular function: RNA binding. NCBI's taxonomy places the organism in Eukaryota, Fungi, Basidiomycota, Agaricomycetes, Polyporales, Fomitopsidaceae. The transcript has 12 exons. The coding region runs from base 58 to 1851 and encodes 597 amino acids.
CGACUACACACUGAAGUCUGAAAGCCCCGAUUCCCUUCACCAUCACUACUGCGAAGUAUGUCAUCUGCGAACGGAAAAAUGGACGUGGAUAGGGAGAAAUCCCCCGAUAGACGGUCGAAGUCGUCACGGAACCACUCGACCGAGACGCAUAGAACAAGACGUUCUCAUCGCUCUCGUUCACGAGACAAAGACAGGCGAGACAGGCGCGAUGACCACGACGACCGUCGCGAAAGACGCGACAGAGACCGUUCUCGGGACAGAUACAAGGAACGCGACGAGAGGCCUAGGGACAGGGACCAUGAUAGGGAGCGCGACAGAGACAGACGUCGAGACCGUGACGGGGAGCGUCACCGCUCUGACAGGGAGAGGGCAGAAAGCCGACACAGUCACCGCGACAAGGAGCGAGAUGAAAGAGAGUACAGAGACAGACGCAGAAAACGAGAUGAGGGCGAAGAUGGUACGGAUGGGGACGAGCGUUCCAAAAGGAAGAGACCCGAUGAGGGUCUGGAGGAGUCGUCGUUGCCCGCGCCGCCCGCGUCCGCGGGUCUUCCCCCGCCUCCACCGCCCAUGACGGACAGUCCUCGCCGUCGUAGGGACAGUUCACGGGAGCGUAGGUACGGUGACAGGGGCCCAAGAGCACGCGACCCUCGUGACGAAUUCGAUGACCUACCGCGCUACCGCCGCGACAGGGAGAGAGAGCGCGAACCGAGUCGCAAGAGCAGAGGCCCGUCUAUGCCUGUGGAUGAGCCCAAGGCAAUCACUCCAGUAAGGCGACCGUCCCCAAUCUACACGAUGCCUAGCGAGGAUCCCAUGAUGAAUCCCGAUGAACCGAGAGAGGACGACUCUGAAGCUCGGUCGGUAUUCGUCUCUCAGCUUGCCGCACGACUCACGGCUCGUGAUUUGGGUUACUUCUUCGAGGACAAAUUGGGAGAAGGCACUGUGAUGGACUCCCGCAUAGUCACAGAUAGGAUUUCAAGGCGGUCUAAAGGCAUCGGAUACGUCGAAUUCCGUGGAGUCGAGCAUGUCGACAAAGCCAUCGCUCUCAGUGGCACCGUCGUAAUGGGUCUUCCUAUCCAGAUACAGCAUACUGAAGCCGAGAGGAACAGACUUCAUGCAGGAGACAGCAAUUUAAAUCUUCCCCCCGGCGUUAGCGCACCUCACGGUGGCAUGCAGCUAUACGUUGGAUCGCUCCACUUCAACCUUACCGAGUCCGAUAUCAAGCAGGUUUUCGAGCCUUUUGGCGAAUUGGAGUUCGUUGACCUACACCGCGAUCCCAUGACAGGCCGUAGCAAGGGCUAUGCUUUUGUCCAAUACAAACGUGUGGAGGAUGCCCGAAUGGCUUUGGAGCAAAUGGAAGGCUUCGAGUUGGCCGGCCGUACUUUGCGCGUCAAUACAGUACAUGAGAAGGGGACAACGAAGUAUACGCAGCAAGACUCUUUGGAUGAAGCAGGCGGUGGUAAUCUGAACGCAGCUUCGCGACAGGCGCUGAUGCAGAAAUUAGCCAGAACUGACCAGACCCCGGCCCUACCUCAGCCAAUUAUGAGGCCUAAUAUCCCACAGGCUAUGGAAUCUCGCUCUGUUCUGCUGAGGAACAUGUUCGACCCCGAAGAGGAGACCGAACGUGAUUGGGACAAGGAUCUCGCCGAGGAUGUCAAGGGCGAAUGCGAGUCGAAGUAUGGCCACGUCGACUUCAUUAAGAUCGAGAAAGACUCUCAGGGCGAGAUCUAUGUCAAGUUUGACGCUAUUGACUCCGCUAAGAAGGCUAUCCAGGGCCUCAAUGGCCGUUGGUUCGGUGGGAGGCCCAUCACCGCUGCUUUCAUCUCAGAUGCUAUCAUGCAGGCCCAUAUGUAACUCGGCGGACGCAAGAGCAAGACUACGGUAUCCGAUGCGAAGUACUAAAUCACCCUCUUAUGAUACAGGUUCUCGAGACAUACGAUCGUAUAUCGACUGUUUCUGCUUCUAUG